AUGGCUUCCCGCGCGCUCGCGAGCAACGAGGAGCUGUGGCAGCGGGCGAGCAAGACGGGCACGGGACUGAGUGUUACCACGCUGCGCUUUUCGCGAACCAUUUCGCUGGACCAGGUUAAAUCGGCCGCUGCUCUGGCCGCGUCCCAGCACCCCAUCCUGGCGGCCAGGAUCGUGAGGGUGCAAAAGCCCAAACCCCACUGGGAGCUAAACGUGCCGGCUGAUGCUCCCCCCGCUGUCACUGUUGCUGCGCGCUCGUGGCACGACGUGCUGGGCGUUGAUGGGGCGAGCACGCUGGGCGCUAGCGAGUCGGAGGAGGCGCUGAGGCUGCUGACUGAGGCGGAGAUGAACAUGCCUAUGUCCGGCGCUGUGGUGGGGACAGAGAAGGAUGAAGAGCCGACUGAUGUGUUCCAGGUCCACGUGUACCCCUCUGAGCUCACCACGUGUAUCGUUCUGAGGGGCCACUGUGCAGCCUUUGAUCGCUCCUCUGCUCUCUCUGUCGCCCGUGCCUUCCUCUCCGCCCUCGCGGCUGUGCUCGCUGGCACCGCCCCUUCCUCACCAGCCUGGCCCAGCACGGGGGUGUCUCUCCCCCCCUCUCUCGCGUCCCUCAUGCCCAAGGGCGCGCAGGCGAAGGGCUUUUUCACCAAGAUGGUUGACGCCGUGGGGUAUGCCGCUUCAUCCAAAUCCGCCAUGCUGCCCUUCCAGCCUGGCUGUGCUGACUCCCGCAAGAACCACUUUCGCUCCGAGAUCAUCCCCAUCAACCUGUCCCAGCAAGAGACCGAUGCCCUCAAGGCGGCCUGUGAGGCGAGGGGCAGCUCGCUGUACGGAGUGCAGUGUGCUUCAGUGCUCAAGGCAGCUGCAGAGGAGCUGAAGCUGAAGAAGGACGAGUCGUUUGGCGUCACCAGCCUCAUUGACUGUCGUCAGUACUGCGACCCCCCUCUCCCCCCCGUGGCCAUCGGGGUGUUUGACUCGGGUCUGCCCCUAAAGCACUCCUGCUCGCACGCCUCCUCCUUGUGGGGCAUCGCCGGGCAGCUCACGCAGCAGGUGGCCACUGCGGUCAGCAAGGGAAAACAUUUCUCGGAGCUGCCCGUGCUGGAGAUGCUGUUUGGCACGGUGCUCAACACGCCCUCCUUGAGCCCAGAGCACUCCCUGCGCACCUCCUUCCUCACUGCCUUCACCGACGGCCCUCUCCCCCUCGACCUCACCACCACACACGGCACUAGUAACGGCGCUACCAACGGCGCUACCAACGGCGCCACCAAUGGUACCGGUGACCUGGCUCUGCUGCAGCUGGACGGGGUGAUGGGGCCUCUGGUGGCGAGUCACGGCAUCGGCCCCUGCAUUGGCAUGCCCGACUUUAUCAAGGAUGGGGCGCUGCAGCUGCUGCUGGUGUACCCUACCCCGCUCUACUCCCCUGCUCAGAUGGCCCAGUUUGCUGUCCUCGUUAAGAACAACCUCCUUGCAGCUGCAGUUAACCAGGAUGUGUAG
Closterium sp. NIES-65 is the source of this 1485-nucleotide messenger RNA. Lineage: Eukaryota; Viridiplantae; Streptophyta; Zygnematophyceae; Desmidiales; Closteriaceae. The record is from the annotation of a GenBank genome assembly.